AUGAUGGAGGUAAGUUUUAAAAAUAAACUACCCCAGGAGGGUACCACCAAAAGUGGAGAAUCCCUCCCUGAGUCAAACUCAGGCUGCCCCACGUAUUCUGGGGGGGGCAAAAACUUACGCAAAGACACUGAGGAGGUGGGUUCCCAGGCCUCUUCGGUGCCAAAAGCUACUGGACCAAUCGACGACACUGGCAUAGUUACUAUGGAAAAUAACGAUAUGCAAAGCGAUAUGGAUAUUGGGGUGGGAACGCGCGCUCAAAUGGAGCGUGUGAGAACUAGGGGGAGAAAAGCUGGACCUAGUGGACUGUCUGCGGCAACGUCUGUAGACAGCCUCAUGACGGUCCAGUCAUACGAAGAGGACCGAUUGUGGGCGAAGCGCAAGCGGUCUUCUGGAGCGAGCUGCUCCGGCUCCUCCACAGAGGGACGAACGCGCACGGCCAAGAAGGGUGCCAAGAGGGGCAAGGGACGCUCGUCAACAUCGCGCACACCUGCGGCCUCUGCAAGGAAGGCUCUGGCGGAAAUGGUUGCCAACAGGAAAUCUCUUGUGCUUGUAGGCGGCAAGCCCGAGUUCGAGACUGAGCGAGAGACCCAGGUCUCGAGAAGCUCUCAGGCCGCGGACGCAGAAGCCGGUGGCGGGCGGACCGACGCCGAUGAAUCAACCGUAGCCCUCCGGCGCCGCAUUGAGGAGAGUCUUGCGGUCAUAGAAGCUAAAUCCUCAAACCUGAAGGGGACGUCGAAACGGACCCUAAAGGAUGCGUCGGAGGCGAUCCAAGAGGCGGUGGCACUACUUGUGCAGCGCACCGCCUCUGAAGAGACACGGCGGCUCCAGGCCGACAACUCUCGGCUGCAUGGGGAGAUUGCAGCCCUCCGCAAGGAGAUGGCGGAUAUGAAAGCCGCGCUUGGGGGCGCACAACAUGCGCAGCAGCAGCAGAUGGCCUCUGAUCUGACCGCGGACAUCAUGCGGCAGGUUGGAAAUAUGGUUAACGCCCGGCUGGAAGUGCUGGAGGAACGCCUACCUCCAGUAAGGCGCGUGAGGCCGCCACUGGCGGGGGAUGAUAUGACUAGGGGGAUGGCGGUUAGCCAAGUGCUAACUGAGGACUUCCCUGAACUCCCACCUACAAAGGCUACGAAGAGGGCGCCCGCAAAGACGGCGAAUGACAGUCGGGGCGAAAGGCGGGCUGUUGCACAGCCUGUGGGGACUGGUCCGGCCCCAGGGGCCGGUCAAGGGAAGGGAGGAAGGAAGGCGGAGCGGCGCUCCGGAAAGGUGGGCAACCUAUCGUCCGUACCGUCUACGUCAUCUGCUCCCCAGCAGCAACCGCCAAAGCAAGGGUGGACUCUGGUGGAGAGGAAGAAGGGGAAGAAAAGCAAGGCGGGGGCUAAAGGACAAAAAAGGGCUGCUAAACUCCGCUCUCCCUCGUCUUCGGCUGUGGUCAUAACCCUGCAGCCGGAUGCGGAGAAGCGCGGGGUCACGUACGCCUCUGUAAUGGCUGGGUCUCGACAAAAGAUCGACCUCGCGGCGAUCGGUGUCAGCGCCCUGCGCUUUAAGCGUGCCGCCACUGGGGCCAGAAUUUUAGAAAUUCCGGGCACUACAAGUGCUAAGGAGGCGGACGCCCUUGCUGAUAGACUGCGAGAGGUGUGGGACGAGGAUACUAUCAGGGUAUCCCGACCGGUAAAGUGCGCGGAGUUGCGGGUCACCGGUCUUGAUGAUUCGGUGGCUGCCGAGGAAGUUGCAGCUGCAAUCUCCCGGGUGGGUGAGUGCCCUGGUGACCAAGUUAAGUGCAGUGGUCUGCGUGUGGGCUCUAGAAGCUCCACCACGGCUUGGGUGAGUUGCCCAGUUGCCGCUGCGAAAAAAGUGGCGCAGGUUGGGCGCAUCCUUGUUGGAUGGAUCUCCGCGGGGGUCUCGCUUGGUGCAGUGAAGCCGCAACGCUGCUUCCGGUGCCUGGAGGUGGGACAUGUAAGGGCCAUGUGCUCGUCACCCACAGACCGAAGCAACGUCUGUUAUAGAUGCGGCGAAAAUGGGCACAAGGCUGCAGGGUGCUCUGCGGCUGCCGCUCAUUGUGUUCUCUGCGCCGAUGCAAAGCUGCCAGCGGGACACCGGCUUGGCGGCCCGGCCUGCAAGGCCCCUAAGCGGAAGAGAGGCAAGAGGCGCGAUGGCCUUGACAUCGCAUCGCACUCACGCCCUGCGCCAUCUGAGGUGCCCGUGGUGAUAGAAGGAAUGGAGACGUAG
Molecule: messenger RNA, 2226 nt
Organism: Colias croceus (clouded yellow)
Lineage: Eukaryota; Metazoa; Arthropoda; Insecta; Lepidoptera; Pieridae
Exons: 1
Coding region: 1-2226 (741 amino acids)
Molecular function (GO): nucleic acid binding; zinc ion binding
Source: RefSeq, a predicted model, not a curated record